UUCCAUAACCUCCAGGAACAAUAUAUGCUUUUCAUUAACAUUAUAGUUUCUUUCUAAACAAGUUUUUUUAUUUAUACGACUCAAAGAGGAGGGAUCAUGCGACUGAUCAUCAUAUUCCAGAUCUGCUCACUGAUAACAUCAUAUAAAGCAGAUGAUCAUCACACUGAUGUGUUCGCUGCACCAGGGUCUCAUGUAGUGCUGCCUAUGGAGGUGACACUGAGGAAGGACGAGCCUGCCCCUGAAACAUGUGACAGCAUUUUAUGGAAACAUGAAACUAUUUCAGGUUUUAUUCUUGGAGAAGUGGAAGACAAUCACUGCUAUACAGAUGAGUCUUGGUUUAGAGACCCCUAUGACCUAUACAACAACAAAAUAUACAGGAUCUCUCUGAAUGGAAGCCUGGAGAUACGUAAUGUGAAAUGGUGGAAUGCUGGUAGAUAUACAGUAAAGGUGAUCACAUCCAAUUUGACAAAAAUACAUGAAAAGACAUUUACCCUUCAUGUACAAAGAAGCUCUGAUGAUACAGAGAUAUUUGCUGCCCCCGGAUCUGACAUUGUGCUGCCUAUUGAUGUCACUCUGUACAGGAACAGAUCAUCAGAGAGAGAAUAUGAAUGUGUUGUUUGGACAUAUGAAACCUUAUCAAAUUAUAAAGUCAUGAUGGACAGAUAUUGUAGAUUUUAUUACUUCUAUCAACGCAGGUAUUUUUACAUUCAAGAUCCAUUUCAGAAUAACUAUAAACUCUCACAAAAUGGAACCCUUGUGCUCUAUAAUGUAACCUCAAGGCAUGCUGGGAUAUAUACUUCAUAUGUCAUUGAUGGGUCUUUCGCUUUGAAACAUGAAAAAACUUUUAUCAUUUUUAUACAAGUAUCAGAACCUUUUGUGAAUAUCACAUGUGACACUAGUGGAAGUGCUGUGAUCCUCUGUGAGAUACAGAAUGGGACAGAUGUGACAUAUACCUGGACAGUAAAUAGUUACACCCUGCCGGAGCUUAUCAGUUCCCGGUGGAGUGUGAGUGGGAAUCAGUUAGUCCUGUUCUCCCCUGGACCAUGGAACAUCAGCUGCUCAGUGAGGAACCGGGUCAGUGAGGAGCACAGUUUACCCUCCUUUGUGUCCUGCCCAGGAUAUCGGAAGAAUACACAAUGGAUAAAUCACUUGUGCAAAGGAUUGAUCUGUGUGAUGUACACAUUGCUGCUGGUCUGCUUGAUCAGGGACCUGAUGAGAGGGACAAGGAUUCCUGAGCACGGUAUAUGACCAAAUGAGACCUAAGAAGAGAUGUAUGGACCCUGUUCACCUAUUACACCAGCUGCAUUCAAGUAUAGACCUCAGAUCAGAUGCAUGCAACACAUUUCUCAAGCUAAAUGCAGAAAUUACACCUCAGGACACAUUUAUGGACCUUACAAGAGCCUAAAAAUCAGGAAUUAACAAUGAUCUGUCUAAUAAAUGUAAGAUAUAGACAGACUUACAGUAUAUACUGUGAAAGACUUUGGUUCCAUGGCAAUUGAACUGUAUGUGUGUGACCUGAGCGCCAUUCAGUAAUAAUGUGCGCUCAGAUCUAGGCUAUCUGGGGAUUUGUUGAAUGUACCUGUUUUAUGCAAUAGCUGCACAGUUAUAUAUUUUUAUGUAUAUUAUUGUCUUUUGCUACCAUGUGUUCAAUGGAGUUUUGCCUCUGUCCUUGGAGAUAAUUGUAUUACUUCCCAAUUAUCUCCAGGAUAGAAGACUCUGUGGAACUGGUUUUGGGCAGAAAAGCCAUGCUUCAUUUGGUCACAAAGGGAACUGUAAUUCUCUGCCUGUGAUAAUUACAUCAACCAUUGUGUAAGGUAAUUGUAUCAACCAUUGUGUAAGGUAAUUGUAUCAACCAUUGUGUAAGGUAACUGCAUCAACCAUUUUGUAGGUAAUUGCAUCAGGCAGAGGGGAUGAUUUUGUGUGGGAGUGUCUGAGAGUAUUGUAUGUGUUUAUUGGUUGUUUUACAAAACCCUGUGGAUGGUACUUAUGUGUAAAAAUGUGUAUAUAAGAACAAUAAACCCACAGCUGUUGCUGAUAUCUGUUUGA
Molecule: messenger RNA, 2046 nt
Organism: Bombina bombina (fire-bellied toad)
Lineage: Eukaryota; Metazoa; Chordata; Amphibia; Anura; Bombinatoridae
Exons: 6
Coding region: 97-1248 (383 amino acids)
Source: RefSeq, a predicted model, not a curated record